This is a messenger RNA of Didymodactylos carnosus, 4065 nucleotides long. The record is from the annotation of a GenBank genome assembly. Lineage: Eukaryota; Metazoa; Rotifera; Eurotatoria; Philodinida; Philodinidae.
AUGGAUACUUGCAGUUUUACGUACAUUAGUAAACAAGGUCAUCAGCAGCGGAGAGCAACGGGAAUCGAACGAACAUGGGAAGAUUUGAAAAGUGAAUGUGGCCGCACAGGUGAUGGUUGUCCAAAUGCGAAACAUUACUUAAGAAUCGGUAAAGUUGGACCAGAACUGUUCGCUGUAACGAAGGAUGAAUUGGUCUUUUAUCAUGAUGAUGGACAAUGGCAUCAGUAUAUCACGGCAAAAAAUAUUAAGUACGGUACGACGAAUACACCGCAGACGCCGAAUGAUGACGACGAAGAAGGCGACAUUUAUCCAUUUGAUGCAUCAGACGAACGCAUUCUUCAUACACAGUUAGAAAAUCUAGUCGACGAUGUCAAACAAACUGAUAAUGUGGAAGCGUACAUAGACGAGAUUCGUAGUGAGCGAUACAAAAAAGUAUUAUUGAUAAUCACAAACAAUAAUGAUGACAAUGAAUAUCAUAUUGUAAACGAAGUUCAUGAUGUUAGAUCACUACAUUCAAUACAUAUUUACAAUAAUCAUGAAAGAACAGACAAAAAAUGGGAUCAGUGUUUCGUAAAGUUGAAGUUGUACAACGAUAUAGAGCAAAUAUUAGAAAAUUUAUCCACGAUCACAGAAGAUUAUGCGACAAAGACUAAAAUUCCCUUAUCUGUGUUUAAUCAGUCUGCACUUGACAUGACAACAAAUGAAUUAAAUGAUAUAGCCUAUUUUGCCAAAUUCGUGUCGCCAUUACUCAUCGAUCUUCUACUCGAUUUAGACUAUGAUCUUGAAGUGGAAAAAGCGGAUUUUAUUAAUCAAUGUCGAAUAUACUAUCGAAAAUGGAAAAGAUAUCUUAUCGAUAUAGACGAAUUUGCUCGUACCUAUACGCCAAAAGAAGCUGUCCAAUGGUAUACAAAAGAGAGUUUUGUCUAUCGUUUAAUAAAUAAAGUAUUUCGUCAACAAAAUCUUCGAGGGAUAUUUGCUAUUCGAUUUUUUAUCCGUGAUUUAUUUUACCAACUAAAAGACUUGUACAAUGAUUAUUUGACACCCGAUUACCUUGAUGACGGUUACAUUUGUCGCUGUUAUCGUGGACAACGGAUGACUCAAAUAGAGCUAAAAAAUUUGACCGAAGGAAAACUAAUAUCAGCCAAUUCCUUUUUAUCGACAACUGUCGAUCGAACAAUUGCUCUAAACUUUAUCGGAGACGUUUUGAACGAGACUGAUGAGGACAUUCAAUUUGUUCUGUUUGAAAUUGAGAUAAAAAUAGAACAUGAUGCCCCAUUGAAACGCAAACCAUUUGCUUAUAUAUCCCACUUGAGCCACUUUGAAAAAUCUGAGGAAGAAGUUUUAAUUAUGGUCGGUUCAUUUUUUAAAAUUGACAAGAAAUGGUAUGAUGAAGAGAAAAAGGUUUGGAAUGUAAAAGUGACACUAAUUAAUGAAGAUGCUGGAAGAAUAAACAUCACCAAAGAUUAUCAAAUAUUAAAGGCAACCUCAUCGACUGAAGCUAAAGUGAUCAGAGUCGGUGAUUUAUUGUUUGAGAGUGGUAAAUCGGAACAAUACUAUACAUUAAUAAAACAAAAACUUCCGUCUAUGAUAGCAGCAUGUUAUACGGGUCUCGGUUGGAUGUACUAUAAAGAAAAUCACCUUGACAAUGUAAGUGAGAUUCAAUUGAAAACAAUCAACCUCUCUGAUAAACCGGAUCUGUUGGUGAUGAGCUACUGUUGUAUGGGAGCAGUUUUUAAACGACAAAAAAACUACAUCGAGGCGCUUGAGUACUAUAAUAAAGCUCAUGCUGUCGGACACAAUAUCAUCCCCAUUGAUAAAUACUCUAUGUACGAUGGUUAUAAGAAUAUUGCAUCAAUUAAUAUUGCGAUCUUAUAUCUAAUAAGCAGUUAUUCGCAAAAAGCGUGGGAAAUAUUGAAAACGACCUUGAUUAUCACAAACAAAACGUAUCAUUGCCAUCUCUACAUUACAAUAGUGGAAGCAGGUCUUUACGAGAAUACAAAUGAUAAGCGACAAAUAUUACAAAAUUGGGAAAGAUUUCUGGACCACAGCUGUGCUGAUUCCUCACUCUACCGAUCGACAAUUGUUGCUGGCCUUAUGUCAGUGGGACACAAAUAUCUCACGAAACCAAUCGGGCAAUAUUUACCUUCAAGAGAUUGGAAUCCAGCGAUCGACUGUUUUAAAAAAGUUGUCGACCUUUGCCACAAGUAUUUGCCAAAUAAAGAUGAUUAUUCAGUAAUAACUCAGUGUUAUAAAAAUAUUGCAAAUAUCCUUGUGCAGCAUGAAGAUUAUUCUCGAGCAAUUAGUUACUAUCAAAAACUAUUGAGUACCUCUCUUGAUCAUGGAAUAAAUGAUGUUGAAUCAAUGAUCGCCUGUUACAAUGGUGUUCGGGUUAUCUUUGAACAGCAAAUGAGACAAAGAAAUUUGAGUGCAUCCGAUAUUACUGACUUACUGUGUGAAAUAAGCGGACCAGUUCAGUAUCAUUCACAGGCAAGUGUUGCUGUAAUUCAAAAUGUAGAAAAUAAGUUAUUUAAAAGUUUCACACGUUCAAAUUUAGCAUUCGGAUAUUUAUUGAAGUUUGAUGAUAUUAGCCAAAUAUGCAAUGAAUCAUGUCUAAGACAAAGAUUAAUUUACUGUUACAUUAAAUUAGCAGCACUCUUCUACGAGAAUCAAAAGCUCGACUUGACACAACAAUGGUUGAAUAGAGCAAUUAGAAUGACGGAUGAAAUUUCGAUGGAAGAACGUAAUGAGAUUACAGCCAUUUGCAAGCAAAAUAGAGCGUUUCUUGACGGCGAUCUGACAUCGAUUAUUGACUCAUAUAAAGAGUUAAUCGAUGAGAGAAUUAAAAGUGGUUUGCUCUGUGUGAACGAAAGAGACUUAUGUUUUAUCGCCUAUUUGUAUACGAAACAAAACAAGUUAGAUCAAGCAGGUAAAUGGUACGAAAGAGGUGUCACAUACUUGCAACAAAAUGGGCACAUUUGUGCACAUACCGAACAGUGCUAUCAGAAAUUGUCACAAUACUAUUUUAGAGAACAUCAGAUUGAUGAAUCUUUUACCACUUAUCAGAAUUUUGUCCAACAUGUCAUCAAACCACACCCAGUUUAUUUUACCAAGCUUGCUUCGAUUUUCAUCGAUGUGGCUAUUCACUAUCAGAAACAAAAGAAUUUCAAAUCGGCAUUCGCUAUAUAUCAAAAGUUUAUUGAUCACGUGCUGAAACAUUCACAGGAUAUAAUUAGUAUUAUUAGAAGCUGCAAAUCUGUUAUAGGACGCUAUGAGAAAAUAAAUGAAUUUAAAAGUGCCAUUCAUCAGUACAAACAGCUAUUGACGAUCAUAUUGGAUUACAGCAUCAAAAAUACAUUAACCGACGAACGAUUCAAAUAUGCUGAAAUAUACAUUCGAGAUUUUGCUGAUCUUGCUCUUUUUUUUGAGAAACAGAACGACUUAAUUGGUGCAUCAAAUACAUAUAAAACAACAAUUGAUCUCACACUUGAUCACUCUUUUACAAUUGAUGACGUCAUGAUCAACUAUCGAGGCUAUGCUGACAUAUGUCUAGAAAAAAUGUCGAUACCAUAUAUAUCAUAUGCGUUCUAUCUGUGUCAACGAUUCAGUGAACUAUUGUUAAAAUAUCAUAAAAUCACAAUCACGUAUGUCAACGAUUAUCUUGAAAUGAUUAUGACACGAUAUGAUUCCAUUGCAUCAUAUUAUAAGAAAAACGGUGAACUUGACUUAGCCAUCAGCGUUUACUCAGCGAUGAACAGACUUAUGCUUAACUUCCAUUCAGAGGUGAAUAAGAACUAUCCGAUUAAUUUUUUCAUUGAAAUAAUGACAUCGAAUUAUAUGAAAAUGGCCGAAAUUUACAAUGAAAACAAUGACAUCGAUUUGAUUGUUGAGCUCUACAAGAAACUUGUUACAUGUAUCUUAGAGUAUCCCUCAAAUGAUAUCAAUCGUCACAUGAAAAUCGUUAAGGCGAAAUGCGAACAACAUGCAUCAUACUUCAAGGAACACGGUUUGAGUCAAAUAGCAAAUGAAAUGGAGAAUAAAAUGAGGCAGACUUCUAGAGAAUUGUGA